ACACUUGUUUUGUGACUACACAUAUGUGUAUAUCGCGCGCAGAAUAUCAAUUAUUUUUUACAAAAAAAAAUUGUGUUUACCUGUGCAAAGGUAAGCAAUUUUUAUUUAGUUCGUAUUGCAGUGAUCAUCAGUAAGACUUUUUUGCAAUAAUAGAAAUAAUAAAUCACUCUCGUGAAAAUAACGAACCUCCAAAUGGCUAGUCUUCCAAAUCUCCAACACUGAAAUCCAAAACACUACACUAAAUCAUCAAAAUGUGAAAACCGAAAUUCAAUUACCAAUGAGAUUUGGCUAGAAAAACACUUCUUUUUUUUCGGGGAAACGACAAACAAAAAAAAAAAUUGCAAAAAUGAAAUUGUCACCGGUGGAUUAUUUUGGCUUUGCGGCAAUGGACCGUCGAUUCAGUGCUCCGAUGUUGCCUUGGAUUAUCAGUGAAAUCAAGAGGAGAAAUAAACGCGAAAAGGUUAACCUUCUACUGGCUUCGGGUUUUAUUUCGGCGUACGUUGCCAACAAAGAGGAACCGUUGUUCAGGCAUAAUUUAAACAACACCUUGAAACCCCAAUUGGUACCGCAAAGUGCACAGGAUUCAAAAGGUGGCAGUUUUCUUUAUACUUUAAAAGGCGAUGAUGGACUUUAUUAUUGUCAUCUCUUCAAGACUAAAGAUUCGCAAACGGUUCAGGAACUUUUCAAUGCAAUGAAGGAGCAAUCAUCGACAAGAUAUGAGAGAGAAAAAGAAGUUCCUCAAAGGUCCUACAGCAGUGCUGCGACUUUGACAAGUAUAGGUGCCGACAUAUCGCCAAGUUCAUCACACUUUUUCGAGGUUCUAUAUUUGGGAAAAAUUAAAUUGAAUCAUGGGAAAUUGCCUCAUGGAAAAUUACCUCACUCGAUAGUCUCUCAAACAUUUAUCGACGAUGCUCUGAUUAAAUUACGCGUACGUGGACUCGAAAAAUCGAAAUCAUCUGCAAGUAAUUUGCUAGCUCAAUGCCAACAGCUCAAAAAUCAAACGAGUACUUCCGAUCUUUUAUCAAAUAUUAGAAGAGAUAGUGUGGAUUCCAGUGCUAGUGAAUUAGGAAGUACAGACAAUGUAUCGGGAAAUAAUUUAUUAUCUCCCACGACGUCUAUUAGUCCAUUGGGAACUGCCAAAGUGCUUGGUGGCUCCGUAGAAACUCUUCCAGUAAGAAACAAUAGUUUAGCAGAGAGUGAUGAACAGGAAAGUAAACAGGUGCCAAAGAAGACUACUACCAGUAUACAAAUACCAGAAACAAUGAGAAAUCGUGCAGCUUCCACUGGUAGUGUUCUAACUCCUAGAAGAGACUCUUGUACUGAUGGAAGUGACGAGCACAAUCGCACCAUGUUAUUCCAAGUAGGUCGACAGGAUUUGCGUCUUAUUAGUCCAGACCGAAAACAAGUCUUGUUGCACAAGCAAUUAAAAAAUGUAGCAACUUGCGUUCAAGGAAUCGCAAAUCCAGAACAUUUUGGUUUUAUAUGCAGAGAUCCUGGAGCCGAAUGUUUCGUUGCUUAUGUUUUUAAGUGCCAAUCUGAAUCUGUCGCUGAUGAUCUAGUCGGAGCUAUUUCACAAGCUUUCAUCGCUGGUUACGAUGGCAACCGGAAGGAGAGACACGCAGUUUUUUCAUGCGAACAUUGUCCCAUGGUCUGGUAUAAGAAAUUAGCUCAAGAAAUUGAAGGUCAAAAUGAGAGAAAAACACAAAGUAUCAUUUUCUCUAGAAUGGAAAUGUUGUCAGAAGAAGAGCACGAGAUAAUAGUGACUAAAUUCAAAGGCUCUGAAGCUGGUGGCUCUGGAGCUGGCUCGAGUAUCCGUGAACAAAAUAGUUUUUUAAUGGCACUCCUUCGCGCACAUUGUGAAUCAAAACAGUCUAGACAUGUUCACGACACGGCUGAAAAUAGGAGUGAAUUUUUAAAUCAAUAUCUCAGUGUCGGUGUAGGAAGUACAAUAUUUAUGAAAGCGAAACGUUCCUUGACAAAUAGUUUUGAUAAUUUAAUGAAAAGAAAAGGCUCAAGAGACGACUUUUCUUUACCGGUUCAAGUUCGAGAGUCGAAUCAGUUAAAUUCAGCGAUGCAUAAAGCCGGCAGUCAAAGUCCUGUGAACUUAGGAUCGCAAACAAUCUCUGAGGUUUCAACCGAGUCUGAAAGACCAAGAUCGCUUCGAGUUUCUCCCGAGCAACAAUUGACUGUAAACACAGGUCCAAAAAGUCCCAUGAUGGAUAUCUUUUUGAAAGUAGGAAACUCGCCAAAAAUGUCACCAACUGAACAAGAAGAAGCUAGUAGAUUACAAGCAAGUGGUUCAUGGAGGCAAGCUAUUCUUAAUCGUGUUGUAACGCCGGCGAAAGAUAAAGAUAAAGAAAUUGACAAGUCAGGAAUAAGUGUUAUUAAAAGUCAACAAUUAAAUGUUCGUAAACGAACUAAAGAAGAAUUACGUGAACUUUGGAAGAAGGCAAUUAAUCAACAGAGAAUACUCAUUCGAAUGGAGAAGGAAAAUGCAAGAUUGCGUGUUCAUCAAGAGGAGGCAACAGUUAAGAGGAUUAAACUUGAUUAUGAUGAACUUAGCAGUUGUGCACGCGAGUUGGUUGAAGUUUGGGAUCUCUUGGUUAGCAAGGAGUCGAGAAUUUCGACAAAGUGUGAUAAUCAAAUGUUGCUUCAAGCUAUUAAACAAGGUGUUCCGAGGGGAAAACGCGGUGAAGUGUGGCACUUUUUGGCGGAACAAUUUUGUCUGAAGCAGCCACCAAUUGAUACUCGUGAUUUUCCAAAUUACAACAUGCCCUAUGAACUUCUUUUGAAACAAUUGACAUCGCAGCAACAUGCAAUUUUAAUUGAUUUGGGACGUACUUUUCCCAAUCAUCCUUACUUCAGUUCACCCCUUGGACCAGGUCAGUUGGGACUUUUUAAUUUAUUGAAAGCUUAUUCUCUACUCGAUCACGAGGUGGGAUAUUGUCAGGGUUUGAGCUUCGUCGCAGGAGUUCUUCUUCUUCAUAUGGCUGAGGAUCAAGCAUUCUUUCUCUUGCGACAUCUCAUGUUUCGACGUGGUUUAAGAAAACUUUAUCUUCCCGAUAUGGCGGCUUUACAAUUACAUUUAUAUCAAUUGUCACGAUUACUUCACGAUCGAUUGCCGGCAAUUUAUAAUCAUUUCGAUAAACAUGAAGUAUCACCAACAUUAUAUGCAGCUCCCUGGCUUUUAACAUUGUUCGCCAGUCAAUUUCCCCUUGGUUUUGUAACUCGUGUAUUCGAUUUACUAUUCCUUGAGUCGUCGGAAGUGAUAUUUCGCGUGGCAUUGGCAUUACUCGAAGAUCAUCAAGAUCAACUACUUUGUUGUGAUAGUUUCGAGGAAAUAAUGGAAUAUUUAAAAGUAAAAAUGCCAGCUGUCGAUAAAGCCGUAUUGGAUCGUGUUAUGAAACGUGUUUUUUAUCCGGAUAUGGAAAUUGGUAAACAACUCAAUGAAUAUCGUGUUGAAUAUCAAGUAUUACAAGAGGAAAUGCUUUCGGUGAAGCCACAAAUUGAAAAUAUGGAAAAACUCGAAAUGAUAAAUAAACAAUUGACACAACAAAAUUUGAAUCUCAGUAGUCAACUUGAAAUUGCAAUGAAUAAUUUUCAACGUAUUGAAAAUACACGUAGUAUUAAUCAAUCGUCAUUUCAUAAACUUGAGGCACAAAAUCGUAGUUUAGAAGUGACAGUUGCAACAUUAGGUGGUUUUAUUCAACAACUCGUUGAUACACGCACCGAUAUUGAUAUUCCCGGUGAUGUGAGACGAAUAGUUGCACAAUUGAGUGUCGCGGAAAAAAGACGUAAUAAUGGCGCGAGAACUUUUCCCCUAAAAGUUCUUGAGGAUAAUAAUAAUAAGUUUGGAAUGGUGAAAAGUAAUUCGACUGGCAAGGAAACACAAAAGUUUCUUCGUGGAGGAAUUGAGACGCCAUAUCCAUUGAAAUCGGCGUUAAGUCAACCAAACUUGGGAAGUCGAUUGGAGAAAAUGUCAUCAUUUUUUGCCAAUUCUCAUAGUCAAAUUGAGCAGAAGAGAGCCGAAAUUGCUGCACUUAGAAAUGAAAGUGGUUGCGAUGAUCGUAAUAGCUUUAGUAGUAAUGAUGAAAAUGAUCCAAAAUCAGUGAAUAUUGAUAUUCAAAUUACUGAUACUGUUGGCUCAACCACUGACACCAUCACAACAACAACAAAUAAUAAUUUAAAAAUUGAAUCAAUGGCAUUGGAAAAAUCAAUUUCAUUGCCAUUGUCAAAUGCAAAAAUUAAAUUGAAACCAUCAAAAUCGGCCUUUGAAUUGGGUUCAGUUAAGAAAGUUCCCACAACAAAAUUAGAGGACACAACAGAAGAAUCAUUAUCAAAUUUGACUGGUACAAUACAUCCUUUAGAUACUUGUAGUGACGUUAAUUUUAAAUAUGGCGGCACAACAAAAUUAAAAUCAAUUAAACCCGUGAGGCUCCCGGGACAAAAUAAUAUUCAAAAUGAAACAUUAAAUAAAGACAUUCAAAAUCAAAAUCCCGAAAUAUUAAGUAGAUAGCAAUUGCUUCUACUUACAAUAUUAAAACGAAAUUUGGCCUGAUUCAUUAAUGAAGGACAAUUUCUAAUAUAGUUUCUAUAUAUGCAUUGUAUAGUUUUUUGCCUAAACUGUCAAUUAAAAAUUAUUUCUAUUUACAAAUUGAUUGUCAUCGAAAAUUUACGAGAGAAAAAAAAAGAAAGAAAUAUGUAUAUCAAAACUCCAAGCACGUGUUUCAUCGACGCAGACUGACUUAAUUUCUUUUUUUUUAUUAUUUUGAUCCGCGAUUUACAAAAAAAAUCAACGAAAAAAAAUAUUUUGACCAUUAUUUAAGUAUUAAAAAUUUAUUAUUAUCAGUUGGUUCAAAUUUUUAUUAUAGAAAUUAGACUUCGCUUUUUUACUCUUUAACAAACAAAAAAUCCAGUUUCGAUGACGAGAUUCUAAUCAAUGAUUCAUAUCUUUUUAAGUCGCGAUAGCCAUAAGUCAAUUUUUGAAAUCGACUCAACCGUUACCAUGUCUUACGAUUGCCAAAUUUUAUAAAUUAAUUACGCUAAAUGUAGAGAGUGAAAAUAGUGAAGAUUACAUUUAAAGUGAGGGAGAUAGAAAAAAAAAUUUAAUUGUCAUAUAAUUAAGGUACAGUUAAGUUGGAAAAAAUCUCUGCUGAAAGUUAAUGUUGAAUUGAUAAGAUUUGUAAGGAACGAAAUUAAUUUAUUUUAUUUAUUUAUUUAUAUUAUUAUUAUUAUUCUUUAUUAGUGGUUCUAGAAAAAAAGUUUAUUUUCCAUAUUUAAUUAGACUUUUUUCAAUUUUCCCUAAAAUUAA
Molecule: messenger RNA, 5311 nt
Organism: Leptopilina boulardi
Lineage: Eukaryota; Metazoa; Arthropoda; Insecta; Hymenoptera; Figitidae
Gene: plx
Product: TBC1 domain family member 4
Exons: 13
Coding region: 347-4516 (1389 amino acids)
Source: RefSeq, a predicted model, not a curated record